UCGCAGCUUCUUCGCUCAGUAUAUAAAGCAGGACAACGACGGAAGGAGGACGGCUGGGGAGUCGCAGCCCGGGAUUGUAAAUAAGACCGCCUAAACUGUGUUUUAUUUACAAAAGUGAUGCCGGCUGUUUUAAAAUAUCUUUCCCAGUUGUUUUAAAUCGUUUUUCGUAAUUUUUGGCUCUAUUCCUCGCCUAUUUCCGUGUGGUUUUUACACUACGCGUAUAAUGGCGAGCUCGGCUAACUCGAACCCAGUGCCUAAAUUAUACAAGAAUGUGAUUGACGAUGUGAUCAAUGAGGUGCGAGAGCUGUUCCUGGACGAGGGAGUAGAUGAGCAAGUUCUUCUGGAGCUGAAAACGCUAUGGGAGAACAAGCUUUUGCAGUCCAAGGCAGUGGAGGGCUUCCACACUGACGAGCAGACAGCCCUGCAGGCCGCACAGCAGCAGCAACAACAGGUUCAGCAGGUCCAACAAGUCCAGCAGGUGACCCAGCCAGCUCAGUCCCAGCAGGUCAUCCUGCCGCCCCAGCAACAGCAAGCUCCCCAGCAGCAAGUCAUUGUUCAGGAAUCUAAGCUUAUACACAUGGGUGGAACGGGGAUGAGUGCAGCAGCUACCGCAGCAACCCUGGCUUUGCCCACAGCGGUCACCCAAUACCAACAGCUCCUCACCAGCCAAGGCCAGAUCCUGCAGUUAGUCCGUGGUCCCAACGGGGCUCAGUACAUCAUCCAGCCCCAGCAGCAGAUCCUCCUGCAGCAGCAGAUGCAGCCUGGUGGCGUGCAGGCACCGGUAAUACAGCAGGUUCUGGCUCCUCUGCCGGGAGGCCUGUCCCAGCAAGCAGGAGUCAUCAUACAGCCACAGCAGAUUGUCUUAACCCCAGGAAACAAAGUCCAAGGCAAUACACAGGUGAUGCAAGCAGCAGCUAUGGCGCCACAGCCCAGCCAGGCAGCAACAGCUCAGGUCCAGCAGGUCCAGCAGGCCCCAGGAGCGACUGCACCACAAGCCUCAGCGCAGCCCCAGGCCCAACAGCAGCAACAGGCCCAGCCUCAGGCACAGCAGCCUCCCAUGAUGCUGCAGGUGGACGGAACCGGGGAGACGUCUUCAGAAGAGGAUGAGGAUGAGGAGGAGUACGACGAAGAUGAUGAUGAGGAGAAAGACAAGGAUGGAGCAGAAGAUGGGCAGGUUGAAGAGGAGCCGCUGAACAGUGGAGACGACGUCAGCGACGAAGAGGACCAGGAGCUGUUUGAAACAGACAACGUAGUGGUGUGCCAGUACGACAAGAUUCACAGAAGUAAGAACAAAUGGAAAUUCCACCUGAAGGAUGGGAUCAUGAAUCUGAACGGGAGAGACUACGUCUUCUCCAAAGCCAUCGGGGAUGCCGAGUGGUGAAGCAGAAAAAGGAACGGGAGAAAGCAACAGGAGCAGGAUCUCUGUAACUCCUAUCCAGUUAACAGACAGUUUAGCAUCCUUCCACAUCCUGUGACUGGAUUCAUUCAGGAAACUGUUUCUGAGACUCAGAACUCUUGAGACAAACCCAAAGGACUGUGAGGUACUGUAAAACCCGGGUGUAGUCAGAAAACACUCGACUAGCCUUGCGGGAUGAGAAACCAACAGAGGAAGGGAAAAGCCCCGUGAGCCGAGCGCCGUUUCUCUUUAUUUCUUCUUCCAGGCUUCUCUGCCUUUUCCCCCCAGAGAAUUCACCUAACUUUGGAAAGAAAGCAUUUCACCAUCAUACAGGUGUAGAGGACCAGGGUGACCUCGGCUUCCCUGCCACACAAGGUCAGAGGUCAUUCGUUAUAACCCCAUAGAUGAGAAACACCUUUGCAAUCACUGUAGUCGGUUGACUGGAUUGACUCGUGUCUACGUUCGUGUCCAAACUUAGUGCCACCAGUCGAGAUCGCUGCCUUUAGAACGACCAGAAUCACCUGUUUUUGGCUUCUUUUUUUUUAUAUCCUAAUUCUGUCUGAAUUCACGUUUAUGAAAAAGGUGCUCCAGAGUGUUUUUAUGUAGGCGACCUGUUCUUCAAACAUUAUGUUUUAAAUGCGUUUAAUGAAGGAGUUAAAAAGAAGGUAAAAUAACAUCACCUUACAAUAACUCAUUUUUUUUAUCUUCGUCGCAGCACUUAACCCCCCCUCCCCCAGCACCCCCCCACUGGCUUCUCUGGAGCUUCAUUCCAUCUUUAACGUUAAGAAUAAAAUAAAGAUAAAAACGUGAGACACUGAAUUCAUUUAAGGAUUGUACAAAGGUGUCUCAGUUUGUCCUGUUGGUGAAUCGCCUUUGCUUUUAUUUUUAGUUCUCUGCAGCCAUCAUAAAUUUUGCACUGUCGGUUUAUCAGUGUGUUGUGAAGUCAGUCAGUCUAAUCAAUAGCCGCAGAGACGUGUGUGUGUGUGUGUGUGUGUGUGAGUGAGUGAGAGGGACUGUACAGACACGUGGUGAGUGUGUGUCGUUGUCGCUGGUUUUCUGUGAAAAGGUUUCAGUUUAUUUCUCUCACAGUCUGAAAAUGUCACAGAGCAGUGAGGUUGGUGUCUGUCCUGUUUUUUCUAUUUAUUUCUGAAAGUUUAUAAAUUGUUUUUCUUUUUUUUAAGGUUGGAAAGCCGCACCAAACUGUGCUCUUAUAAUCUAACAAGUGUUCCUUUUUCUUUUCUUUUCUUUUCUCCUUUCUUCUUAUGUCAGCCUGAUAAAAGCUGCACGGCGCUGUUUUCCAAACCAUUUCGUCCACCGUAUGUUCUCGUCUGCUUCCGUUUUAUUCAUGACUUUUAAACUGAGGAUAUUUUCUAUCCAAGUGAGUUUAACUCGAGGGGGGGUUGUGUGUGUCUCUGCAGUUUGUUUUUAGUGCCCCUGUUGCAGCAGUUUGAAAUAAAGUAUAUAUGUGUUUUGACUGUUGUGCUUGGGUGGCUCCAUAGUUGUUUUUUAGCUGCACAAAGAAAACCCUGAUACAGGACCUGAUGGAGAAAACAGAACAUUUUUCACACGAUUUAGUUGAAUUAUAUGAAAUCUUUACAUGAAAGGCCAAAGGAAGACUUUCCACACACGGCCCCCAGUAGAUUUAUUUCCUUUCCUCUGUUCGUCAUUUCCAUAUGUAGAUGUCGUGCGUGCCUUUUUGAACUUUAGUUCAGUUUUUGGUGGGGGGGGGGUCACAGAUGCUAGACUGAGAAGGAUGUCUUAUUAAACUGUGCUCUAUAACCAUUUUGUCGUGUGUUCUGCUCUUCUGAUGAUUAAUGAACUGUACUGUUGGUAUUCGUGUAAUUUUCCUAAAUCAAGUUUGGAAUCAAACUCAAGGUUGUGCUUUGAAUACAUAAAGUUGUCUUUUGCAUAAAAAGAAAGAAAGAAAAUUAAAAUUUAAUUUUUGCAUUAUUUUGUGGCCUAAAUCAGUGUCACUCUCGCCCCCUCUGUUUCUUCCUACCUUCUUCUGUGAUACCUGGUCAGCUUUUUGGUUCUGCGCCGAUAAAAGCAAAUUUAUCGAUGACUCGUGGGAGCAUCUUGAACACUAAACUAUUUAACUGUUAUUUCAGUUACUUUUAAACUAUUUUUGCUCACAUUUUUAAUCCUGUUGAGACUGUUUUUAACUGCUACUCUUAGAUGUGACUCGGGCGGUAGAGCAGGUAGUCUAAUAAUCAGAAGGUCAGCGGUUCCUCCAGUUUACCAGCUGGAGGGGUUCCUGGCCAAGAUCAUUAGGAAGUGUUUAAAUAUGUGUGUAUAAAAGUUGCGCUUCACCAAUUCACAGUCUCCAUUUCCGAUUUGUGUCACACUUCUUCUAGGGGAGUAGUUGGUGAGUGCAGACCUGGUAUCGUCUGGAGCAAUCUGUUAGCGGCCGAGGCAAUCAAAGGUUUUUGAGUCAGUACUGUGUACUCUUUAGUAAACGGUUUCAUUUUGCACGUGAGAUGGCAUCAGUUUUCUGUGAGCAUCAACACACAUUUUUCCCGGUGGUUGCCAGGGGGUCGUGAAUCUCUAGCAAGAUGGCAGUCAGUUUGAUCGUGACCGCCUUCAGCCUCUAGCAGCUACUAGGAUGCAUCUUAUCCUCACAAACGGCGGUUGGCAGGUGGUCAUGGACCGGUCUUUAGUAGAACUGCAACUGCUACAGUGUUACACAUUUGAAAUGGUGGAAAAUUAGCAGUCACAUGACUGCAAGACCUUAACAAAUACCAGUCCCCUUCCCAUUUAGUGAGCCAACUGUUUCAUGAGUUUAUUACUUGUGUGUUUCAUUAUUCUUUAAUGAAACUUCUAAUGGCAUUCAUACUUUUUAAAUGUUUUUGGUUGUUUUUUUCUCUGACAUUUAAAUUUUAAAUCUGUUUCCAAGACACUCAAACCAGUAGUCCUGUCUGCUAGCUACCAAUGACGACGGAGUUUUGUAGCAUGGCUGAAGCUGGUACUGUAAAUAUAUAUGAGGUACGUUGUUUUGUGUAGAGAGUGAGCCACAUUUUACACAUUAGGAAUCAAGGCAGUUGAAUCCAUUGAAACUUUGAGAGACAAAGAUGACAACAAGGACUAAUUUUUUUUAAGCAGCGCCUCGGACAAACAUCAGGAGCCAAACACUUUUGUUUCUUCUUUUCUUUCUGUGGUUUUAGUUGUUAAGUUGGCCCUCAAUUUAACUCAAAGGAGCAUGAAAUGUCUUAAAUCUAUCUUGUCUUAAGCUGUAGCUAACUACAGUUAUUUUUGUCUUUAGCAAACCGUUAUCUUUUUGCUAACUUGCUAACCAGCUAAAGGCGCUCGGUGUCAAAGGCUUACUGUCUGACAGACAGCGGGGAUUAUCCUCCUUGCAGACAUGGGUAUCUGUAAACACCAUUCAUAAGUCUUUCUGUGACACUUCUCUGAAGUACGUAGUUGUGUUUAUGUUAGGCGUCUUUGUGGAUGAGUCACACAGUCACAAACAAAUGGGCAGACAUGGUUGUCUGCAAGGACCAACCAUCCAACUCUUCAUCACUGUGGCCCACGUGCUCCGGCAACGUGCUGUAAUACAGCUUUAACUCAGCACGAUUCAGAUUUCUUGAUUGAAAUGUAAUCCUUGCACAUUCUGUCUUUGUCGCUGCGUAACAGCUCUGUAGGAUCACUUUCAUGCAUUUGCUGCAACCUGCACGAGACCCCGAAUCUGCAUCGCCCAAUCUUCUUUUCCAUUUUUCUAUAUCCCACCAUCUGGAUGACUGUCAGGGUUUGCACAGCAUGGGCGUUUUCCCGGCUUUUCCUCUAAUUCCUACCCAAACCGACACAAUCCCAGCGUAUUUCCUUUCAGGUAAUUAUGAGAUAAAGGUGUGGUGCAGUCGGGGAUCAAAGCUGAAUCAGAAACUACAUGGAGAUUUUUGCACUUGAUUGUAAAUGGAUUUGAGGGCAGACUGUCACUUCUACAAUAUAUCACACUUCAGCGCUGAAUAGACGUAGCGGAGGAGCAGUGUAUCCCUGGCUGCUUCUGAUGAAGUGGGCCCUUUUGCUACUCCUGGGCACUCAGACAUAAGAAUCUGAGCUGCUGGCGAAUGAGGCUUAUAAUGAGACCCUGGAGAUGUCUUGCUCAGACUCUACAGCUUUCUCUGCUUACCAGCUAACCUGUGGUGACUGCCAAUCAGCUACGUAGCAAGUGGAGUAGCCGGGCCUGCUGGCUGUGGCAUGUAGAGCUUACCAAAGUCUUAGAAAACAGCAAACUGUGACAAAACAGAAAAAACGGGACAAAAACCUUCAUCUGUUUUCAGCAGAGAUUCUGUCUAUCCGGGCUGCAGCAGGACUUUUAUAGUAUCCUAGACUGUCUCACGUCAAGCUGUGAAUGUUGUUCUAAACAGCUUGUCACUUUUCUUUUUUCUUAUAGGCCUGCUUCAAUGCCAAUGCCAUAUAAUUGCUAUCUGUGCUGUUAUGGGGUGAUUUCCUCUGUGGAGUACUUACUGAGUUGAUUCAGUCAUUCUUACACGAAUGGGUAAGUUAUUUAAAACUAGGGAACAAAGGUGUAUUAAAGUGAAACCUUAUUGUGUCUGAUACCUCUUUCAACACCUUUCAGAAUUGGUCAUUUUUAGUUUAGGUGGGAGGCACUUUAGCUUUGUCCCCAUAUUUGAGCUGUUUUGGUUUCUUGCACUAUAAAACCAAAGACAUUAUAUGAAGCAGUUAGUUUUAAGCAUAUUCCCAAUCUUACCCUAAAGUCAUCAGUUUUAAUACCUGUGUCUGACUCAAGUAAAAGUCAUGUGAUUUAAGUCCACGUGGGGCAGAAAGCCUGCGAUGAAUCAUCUUCGGCUAAAUCUGCAAGUACGGUGCUGCAAAGUCUGCAGUCUUAGUUCACCUCAGUACGCACGAACGCUCCAGCACUUCUCUGCUUUUUGUUUUAUUACUGGGGUUGUGCAGGUGGAGUUGCAUCACUGUUUCAUGUAUUUCUGGUUUAGGAUCAUCUUCACACGGCAACAGCUGUGAAUAAUUUGAAACGUCGCCUGUCAGCAGGAACUUUCUCAAUAAAAACAAUUUCCAGUUUAUUAGAAAUAAUUGAUCCAAAGUAGACACAUGUUCUAAAUUGCCUUCCAUACACACCUGCACAAUAACUAAGGUUUACUAUCGGGAACAGUAGUAUAGAGUAGCACUUGUCACAUCAUCCUGUGUAUAAAGUGUUAGAAUGUUUUUUGUUGAAGGCUUGGAGCCAUUUUUCUUUCCUGGUUUAACUCAAGUGUCUGCAAAGGUUGUAGAUCCUAAAUAUGAAACUCAUUUCCUGAUGAGUGAAACCACCUGCAGAACAACAGAAGAAUGAAUGUUUUCACUGACUAAAACCCUGCAGUUCGCUCUGGUCAUCAUUCAAGAGCUCUCCAGGAGACAGAGGAACUUGACUCUUUAAGAGGGCCAUCCACGUCGACCGGGCCAACGCAAGGAAUGACGCCAAAAAUGCAAGAGAUUUUUUUUGUUUCCACAACCAAACACUGGAUGCAUACUCGUAGGCUUUGACCUCGUCAGUCCCUCUGUUCACGACUCCUUUUCCCACUCUAUUUGAGUUUGGCAACCUAAUCCGGUGUUAUCGAGGUGCAUCGUCGGGCACGGGCCUGCUUAUUUGAGGAACGGCUUGGAGAUGAGUUUAUUUGCAAUACUGGGAGAGGAAUGAUGAGGCAGGCCUGAGACCCAGCUAGAAGAAGAAUAUCAAAAUAAAUCCAUUUCACAGUCUCAUUCAGUUUGCUCGGCUCGGCCUAUUACUUGGGCCAUGACCGUACCUGCAAGUCUAUAAAAUUCCAUGUAAUCAUUCGGGAAAACGCUGGAUUCUGCAGGUAUAUGCCACUACCACCAGUCGCUUUGUGUGCACCCAGACACCUACGCAAAUGUGCAUAGACUUUGAUUUUUAUCAGUCUUGUCGUGCACACACUCGUGAACAGUGAGUUAACACUAGCUGGCAGCGGAGACGUCCUCUCAUGAAGGCAGCCAGGCCCAUCGUGCUCCAGCUCCAGAGUGCUUUGCAUCUGAAGGGUCCGGACUGGCUCGCUGUUAAUGCGUGAUUGGAAGAGAUGGACCUGAAGCCGUGGAAAACGUUCAACUGAAAAUGAUGUCCCGUCCGUUCGGAAAUUCACCGCCAAGCGAGGUCUGGAACGCAGUCAGCGGAUGCCACUCUUAAUUUUCCCGACUUUGAAAGUAGAGACCAUUCCAGUUUGUGAGGUUUAGAGUGAUACAAAGUUGGGAAUGUUGCACUAUAUUUUCCAUGCUGACACAAAUUGCAGCAAUCUGCUCGAAUAUCUUCAAGACAAAUAUGGAUGCAAAAUGUAUUUUAUUUUUUUAAAGGAAAAGAUGUGAACUAAUCCCCACUCGCCCUGUUCAUCUCUAAAGUCACUCAGGAGAGGAAAUGCUAACCUGAUGUUUAGCCACUAUUAGCAGAAGGUUUCCUUUAAUGCCUAACAGCUCAGCAUCACAGAAGUUCACAUGGGUCUCAGGUAUGCUAGCUUUAAGCUCCCCGCUGAUUGUAGAAGUCACUGGUUUCCACACAGGGAU
Messenger RNA from Haplochromis burtoni (Burton's mouthbrooder), 7918 nucleotides. RefSeq names its product general transcription factor IIA, 1 (gene gtf2a1). The coding region runs from base 224 to 1381 and encodes 385 amino acids. Gene Ontology annotation, cellular component: transcription factor TFIIA complex. NCBI's taxonomy places the organism in Eukaryota, Metazoa, Chordata, Actinopteri, Cichliformes, Cichlidae. Gene Ontology annotation, biological process: transcription by RNA polymerase II; transcription initiation at RNA polymerase II promoter. The record is from RefSeq and is a predicted model, not a curated record. The transcript has 10 exons.